GCGCUGGAGGUCCGCGGGUGUCAGCGGUGUUACGCGUGGAAGAAGCCGCCUGUUGGUGCUGUUCUGGGGCAUGUGGCUCAGAGGAAUGAGGCCGUCUUCUUCUCUGACCCUGGUCCGUCGAUGAAAAAAAAAACGACCGAGCGGCAAAGGGGCUGGGGAUGCACAACGGGACAGGAGGAACACGACCAUUUACAGGCGAAAAAACAGGACUGCUGAUGCUGCAAAAUAUGGAGUGUCACCUCCGCUGCGGAAUAAACCGAGUUUACGCUGAUGUGGCCGGUCAGUGACUUCGUUAAGGCUGAAGAUUUGCCUUCCACUUUGUGCUCUUUUUAACCGUUUGCGUUGAUCCACACAUCUGCAAUGAUGCGGACUGUGGAGUGGAGAAGAACCGCUGCGACUCUACUCUGCCUUUUGGGAUAUCUUGUAUCCAAAGCCGUUACCAAAACACUACCGGAGAACACAGCCACAGAAGAGGUGACUCUGAAGGUUCGUCUGAGCGAUGCCAGCACCCACCAGCCCCUGGGAGGAGCCACCAUACAGCUGUUCGCCAACCACACUGCUGUAACCACAGAGACCUCUUCAGCUGACGGCAACGCCUACCUGCGCUUCCCCUACCGUCUUGGGACACCGUUGGUCGUCACUGCAACCAGACAGGGAUAUGUGCCAAACUCUGUGCCCUGGACUCCAUCCAGAUUACCUGUGUUUUCCUCCAUCAGCCUGGACCUGCUACCAGAGAGAGCUGCUACUCUGAUGGUGUAUGAAGAUGUUGUGGAGAUUGUUUCAGGCUUGCAAGGUUUCAGGCAUCAGCCCACUGUACAUUUCCAGCGCAGAGCUCUGAGUCUUCCUUCUAACACAUCCUACGCCAACCUUACUGCUCUGCUCACUGUGGCCAGCUCGCCCUCACACAUCCAGCACUUUCCCCACUUGCAGGUCCUUGGCGGCAACGGCACAGGGACAGAGAAGAGGUUUGAGUUGACUCCUGUAGCAGCCAUCUCUGUUCACCUAUUGGCCAGCGACGGAGUGGAGCUGCAGGUGAACGAGCCAAUCACGGUCUCUGUCCCUCUGCCGGCUGACAGUGGCCUGAAGGAAAAUGAUCACAUCCCUGCUUGGAGAUUUGACCCGCGCUUGGGUUCCUGGAUAAAGAGCAGCUGGGGUCACGUGCAGAGGGAGAACAACCAGCUCAGUCUGACCUACAUUGCUCCUCAGCUGGGAUAUUGGGUUGCCGCCAUGUCCCCGGUUCACUCAGGUCCAGUGUUUGCGAAGGACAUCAACACGUACCACACCGUGUUUCUGCUGGCUAUACUGGGAGGAAUGGCCCUCAUCCUCCUCUGCUUGUUCUGCCUCCUGUUGUACCACUGCAGGCGUCGUUGCUUGAAGCCUCGAGUGUCUCACCGCAAGCUCACGUUGUCCUCUGGUCUGGACAGCAGUAAGAGGGACCAAGCCACCUCCAUGUCUCACCUGAACCUCAUCAGCAACGAGGCGCAGCAGCUGGAACUCGUUUCUACAGCGACUGAGCCUGACAUGACCACACCAAUGUUGAAGCCUUUCUCAUAUGAGCACCAAGACAAUCAGCGUCAACACAGCAUAACCCAUCCCAGCAAAUACAGCCGCUCCUCUCUGGGCAACAACAGCCACCACGGCUCAUCUCUUGGCAAUCUGACGCCUCGCAGCAGAGACUACCGACAGUCUGCAGAGACGUUCCAGUUAAAGGCUGCCUUUUCAUCCGGAACAGAACGGGGCUACCGUCAAUCAUAUACCUCCGUCUGCUCAUCCAGCAACCUGAUUUCAGAUGCACCGUCGUCAUCCAAUCACGGUCAAGUGUCGGCUAACCAGCUGAGCAAUGUUGGGAUUGUUAACUGCAUCUCGCCUUCCUCUCCUCCUCACUCCCCCAGCAGGGCGGAGGGGUGUGAGUGCAGAGCUCCUGACUAUCUUCUGUCCCGCUCUGUGGACCACCUGGAGCGUCCCAGUCCCCCGUUGCUCUCCCGACCGGGCCAGCUGCUCUGUUGUGGCUCUGUAGAUCUGCUGAGUGGAGGAGAAGGCUACCCGAGGGUCCGACCCACACUGGUGAUCCCAGCACACUACAUGCGCCUGCCUGGGGAGCACCCUUUGUCUGGUCAGGCCCUCCUGCUGCAAACUGAUCAGCAGAGUGACUUGGAGACCAUCCAGGCUGAGCUCAAUGCCUCCCAUUCCCAGCAGCCCCUGGGGCAAACCCCUACUGGCAGCACACCUGAUCCCACCAAGCAAGGUGAGGGAGAGCAGCUCGGCCUGUCAGAGUCCUUGUCUAUCCCAGCAGCACUUGGGGAAACGGCUCUAGUAGAAAUAAACAGUGAGGACACCUUGUUGGCUGAGAAGACUUUAAUGGAGCUGAGGGGAGGGAAGCCUCUACCUCACCCACGGGCUUGGUUUGUUUCACUUGAUGGGCGCUCCAACGCUCAUAUUCGCCACUCCUACAUCGACCUCCAGCGGGCGGGGUGCCACAGCAACACGGCAGCUGCAGGAGGUCAGCAAGGUAAUGGCAACGGCAGGAGGUGUGGCAACAGCAACGACGCCAGUCUGGACUCCGGCGUGGACCUGAAUGAGCCGAGAGCAGGCCGCAGGGGGAGAGACAUAGAGCGGCAGGAAAGAGAAAUUGAGAAAGACAGGUCGAAGGGCACAACACCAGCCAUGACCUACACUCAGCUGGUGUAUGUGGAUGAUGUGAGUGGGGGAGGCACUGAGGAGGAGAGGCCCAAGUCCAGCCCACAGGACAGUAAGACAGGACCCAUCCUGUCAGACAAACCAGAGGGUCAGAGGGGGGAUCAGAUGCAGGGGGAUGCGGAGGGGAAAAGAGUUGAGGGGAUACAAAUACAAGAGGAACCGCCCUCACUUUCCCCUUCAUCCGCUGCUUCUCCUCCUCUUCUGCCAACGCCAGAGGGAGAGACUUUCAGGACUGAUCAUGCGCUGCUGUCAGUCUCUCCUGAUGGGGAUGCAGUUCAUGAUGAUGGAGAGGAGGAGAAGAAGAGUCCCUGGCAGAGGAGAGAGGAGCGACCUCUGCUGGCCUUCAACCUUAAGUGAUUCACAGAUGAUCUUUUUUUUAAAUUGGAUAUUCACAUGUCCAUCUGUACUUUGACAGGGUUUUUGGUCACUGUAAUUGUUCCUUCUGUACAUACUGACCUUUCCGAAAGAAAUUUUAUUGUAAGUUAACGAAGACAUGAUGAUCAGCCAGAGGCAAAGAUGCUGUGUGACUUGUUGUAAUUUGAGUCGAAAAUCAUACCACUUCUCCUUUCAUCUUAACACACAGAUUUAAUACAUAUAUUUUUGGAUUCAUUGUCAUUUACUCUUCCUGAUAUCAUUAUCUCAAAUGUACACUGUGAAUGAAGAGCCAAAAUCUUGGAAAAAAGGCACUCCUUAUAGUCGCCAUUUAGCCCAUAGAUACACCCACCCUUUGCAAACUCCUGAUUUACAUAAUAUAUAAUAUUCUGUACAUAGUGCAACUCUAACAGAUACUGUAUAUAACCAUGUACUGAUAAAGCUUCAUUUGCAUUGCAUAGAUGAGUACAGGGAACUACUGUACAUUGAAUCAGGAAUGGAACAAACCGUUGUGGUUAUAAUUUGAAAGUGCUUACUGUGCUGUGACUCGGCAAAGAAGCACAAAGAGGGAGUUUUUAUUCCAAAAAGACUUUAACUUGGCUCUUCCAACUCGAGACAGACAUUAGCUUCAGCUGAACUUUACAAAGCAUUUUCAUAAUAGAAUGAGGACAGUGGAUUUUUUUUCUCCCGUGUCUUCACAUCACUUCUGGAAAGGAUGUCUUUGCUGCUGGUGUUGACAGGAGGAACAUUUACGGCGACCAAAACUGUUCCAACGUUCAUAUGGCCAUACUUGAAUAAAAAUGUGAACCUGUCCUUUUAACCAUCGCUCCCCCUCUCUGCUCAGACCAUAACAUGAAGGAUAUGACCAAUUUGAAUUUAAGCUCUUUGAUUUUCUUAAUUAUAGCACUGAGAGAAUAUUUCAGCACUGGGAUCCCUUCUAGUCCAGAACGUGAAGGGGUGAUUCAGAUCCUUCAUGAACCUUCAGGUCCCCUUUAUGAAAAGAAACCACUGUUGUCCUCCACUUUGUCAUCCUCGCGAAACAGACCACUCAGUGUACCCAUUGCCUGAGGGAGACAAAUGGACUUUGGGGGCAAGAACUUUUAUGCACAACAAAUGUAUGCCUUUUUUAUAAAUAGCCUUGUGAGCAUAAAGGAGCUGUAGUAGAAACAGAGGAUAGGUGGUUCUCACAAAUGAACAACUACAGGGACCUUUUUUUCUCGAGCCAUAUUGGCCUCAGUCCACUGACUGUAAAGCACGGGCAAACGCCGCAAACACACUACACUUCGUUUAAGUGAGAUUAUAACCCAUUCAGACUGAUGUUUAAGACUGUGGAGCAACUGUGCAAAAGAUGACAGGUGAUUCUACUCUUUUUCACAGUCUUGGGAAAUUAAAAGUCUUACAGUGUGUUUCUGCACGAGAAUCACCCUUUGACAUAAACAUGUAAAUCCUGUACUUUGAAUGGUUUUGGAUAUGUUGCUAGAAUUGAAUCUGGCUUGUCAGAAGGCUGUAUGGGUGUUAAUAUGAUCAUCACAGGGGAUGAAGCUUUUGGACUAAAGAAAUAAAACCACUAUCCACACUGCAACAUAAUCAGAUAAUGUGACACACCACUAUGCUGGUGGGCAAGGAUAUAAUACCACUACGAAACUGUAGUUCCACCCAGAAUACUUGUGAGUUGUAAUAAUAUGAAGGGUUUUGUAAUUGUUGAAAUACUGACUGGCAUAUUUUUGCUCUGAAGGCUAUGCAUCACUUUUAUACGGCUGCUUGAGAUGCCUUUUUUUGUAAUUUUAGUCACUAUGAUUUUAAUUGAAGUAUUUUACCCAAAAAUAGGCUAUUUUCAUUUCUCCAGACGUGUUAAGGGCUUUUCAUCUUCACCCGCCUUAUUGUUAGAUGUUCAAAAACAAACACAUACUGCGCAAGUUUUACCCGAAACCAAACUAUUGUUGCAUGCUGUGUUUCACCUUAACCGUUUACCAUUUCCUCACGUUCCAAGUGCCUUUGAACAACCUGAUUCUGCAACAGAUUUGUGGAACAGAUACCUUAUUUAUUUCUCGCCUUCUUUUGCCUUCAGCUUUUCUCCUCUACCUCAGCCCUCCCUUUCUCUCCUUCUUGUGAAAGAAAGCAUGCAGUAAACUUUCCUCAGCACUAGCGUGUUGCAAGCUACACUGCGGACAUCUCAGAAAAUGUCUACCAGCUGCUGCAAUCGUAAAAUCCUUCACAGUAAUCAGCAAGACACCAAUCUCUCUUAGAGUAAGAAGCUAAAGAAUUACUGAAGUUUCCAGUGUAGUUCAGGAUAGAUAAUGUGCAAAGUGCGAUUGUAUGUGGAGCUAAACUGCAGGUCACUUCAGUGCAUUUUCUUAUUUUUGUGUUUUUGAAGGGUGAAUGUUUGGUUUCAGAUGUGUUUAUGUGCACCUGGGUGGUGGUAGUGUUAGUCUGCAAUGCUGCUGGCUGUGAGUUUGUGUUGUCAGACUGUGUGUGUCCAUGUGAGAGCACUGAGAAAUAAUCAGCAUACAUCCACUCAAGGUUCAUAUAGUCAUAGCAAUCAUAUUCCAGUGUGUAUAGUUCUUUCCUUUCCUCUACCUGGUCAAAAUGAUGUGUGAGUUGGUGUUGUGAAUGGCCUCCUCUCUCUUUGUAUCCUACAGUGGAGUUGCAUUACGGCACCCUGAGUGUGUAACUUGGUUGCUUUCAUUAUAUUUGAAGCCUAUUAUUCUGAAUAAACAGUGAGACUGGAA
Molecule: messenger RNA, 5798 nt
Organism: Scatophagus argus
Lineage: Eukaryota; Metazoa; Chordata; Actinopteri; Scatophagidae
Gene: fam171a1
Product: family with sequence similarity 171 member A1
Exons: 9
Coding region: 361-3054 (897 amino acids)
Biological process (GO): stress fiber assembly; regulation of cell shape
Cellular component (GO): plasma membrane
Source: RefSeq, a predicted model, not a curated record